Molecule: messenger RNA, 246 nt
Organism: Eimeria necatrix
Lineage: Eukaryota; Apicomplexa; Conoidasida; Eucoccidiorida; Eimeriidae
Exons: 1
Coding region: 1-246 (81 amino acids)
Source: RefSeq, a predicted model, not a curated record
AUGGGAAAGAAGAGAAAGCUACCCAGGCUAAGUAACAGCUGCAGCGGCAGCAGCAGCAGCAACAGCAGCAGCAGCAUCAUCACCCCAACGAGCACUAGCAGCAGCAGCAAACGCAGCAGCAGCAGCAACAGCAGCAGCAGCACAGCAGCAGCAGCAGCAGCAGCAGCAGCAGCAGCAGCACAGCAGCAGCAGCAGCAGCAGCAGCAGCACAGCAGCAGCAGCAGCAGCAGCAGCAGCGGACUUUGA